Messenger RNA from Saimiri boliviensis boliviensis (Bolivian squirrel monkey), 3650 nucleotides. It is a transcript of the gene GNL1, whose product is annotated as G protein nucleolar 1 (putative). The record is from RefSeq and is a predicted model, not a curated record. NCBI's taxonomy places the organism in Eukaryota, Metazoa, Chordata, Mammalia, Primates, Cebidae. Gene Ontology annotation, molecular function: GTPase activity; GTP binding.
CGAGGAUGAGGCUCCCGCCAUUCCACUUCCGGAAGGUUGCGGGGAACAUCUGCAGCGGCCGCAUUCUGGAGUAAACUGCCUCAGUCCGUCUCUGCCAGGCAUGGUGGCAACCUCACAGCUUCCCUUUGCUGCAUUUCUGUAACUGCUUUGAAAAAAAUUCCUCUCUUCUUCCCUCGUUGGAAACCACCACAACCAGCUCCUCAGAGUGUGCCACAGAGUCAAGAGGCUCUCGGGCCAGAAGGCCUGAGAAGAGGACUGUCGCACCGUAAGAUCGCCACAUCCGGUCCCCGGUUACUAUGGUAACAGCUGCAGGCACAACUUCGUGCCCUCUGACCUCCCUCCAAAGUCCUUGUCCCGCUUGGGUUUCCCUUCUUGUCCCCUUUUGCACUUAUCUGUAAACCUGCUCCUUAUCAUCGUUCUCACAAGGAAUUUGGGUCCCAGCAGGUCGGCACCCAGGACUCUUCAGACCACCGCCCUCCCCUAAAGACCUCUGACCGUGCCCCUAGUGUAGCCCAGCAACCUGGCUGCCUACCCGAGACGCAGUCUCGGUUUUCCACUAAGGUCAAGCCCGAGGGUUGGUUUUAGUCUCAGUGAGUCCACGCCCCCUCUCCCCUAGGUAUAAGCCCCGCCCUCCACUCCACCGCCCCCUCCAGGUGAGUGGUAGCUUCUCCCGGGAGCGCAAGGUAGUGAUGACACGCGUUCCCCCUUCUCCGAACGCGAGUUGGUAGCGUCCGUGACGGAGUUAGCCCGGUCCUCCCACGCGCGCCUCCUUCUUCGCCGCCGGGGCGCCCUCUCGGUGCUAGUGGCUCUCACGUGCCAGUAGCCCACCCCGCAUCAUCCUCUCGCCUAGCUCCUGGAGGGAAGUGACUGUAUAUCUCCCUCGUUCGCCUUCCAUCGCAGCCGCCGCGGCAAUUCAGUCGGGCCCGCCCGCUGACGUCAUCUGCUAGCCCCGCCUCCCCUAGGGUCCCGGGCCCCUGCGGCGGGGGCUGCCCCGGGGGGCAGUCAGUUGAGGCGGCGGGAGCUCGGUGGAGGGCGGGCCAGGUGACUGGUCCGGGCCAUGCCGAGGAAGAAGCCCUUCAGCGUGAAGCAGAAGAAGAAGCAGUUGCAGGACAAGCGGGAGCGGAAGAGAGGGCUUCAAGAUGGGCUACGCUCCAGUUCCAACAGCCGCAGCGGGAGCCGGGAGCGGCGGGAGGAACAGACCGACACCUCCGACGGGGAGUCUGUGACCCAUCAUAUCCGCAGGCUUAACCAGCAGCCUUCUCAGGGGCUGGGUCCGCGAGGCUACGACCCAAAUCGAUACCGACUGCAUUUUGAAAGAGACAGCAGGGAGGAGGUAGAAAGGAGAAAGAGAGCAGCCCGUGAGCAAGUUUUGCAGCCGGUCAGUGCUGAAGUGUUGGAGCUGGACAUCCGGGAGGUCUAUCAGCCUGGCUCAGUUCUGGACUUUCCUCGACGUCCUCCUUGGAGCUAUGAGAUGUCCAAGGAGCAACUAAUGAGCCAAGAGGAACGGAGCUUCCAAGAGUAUCUUGGGAAGAUUCAUGGGGCUUACUCCUCUGAGAAACUCAGCUACUUUGAGCACAAUCUGGAGACAUGGAGGCAGCUGUGGCGGGUGUUAGAGAUGUCUGACAUUGUCCUGCUUAUCACUGAUAUCCGACAUCCAGUUGUGAAUUUCCCGCCAGCACUUUAUGAGUACGUGACUGGAGAACUUGGGCUGGCCCUCGUGCUGGUUUUGAACAAGGUGGAUCUGGCCCCGCCAGCUCUUGUGGUUGCCUGGAAACACUAUUUCCACCAACACUAUCCCCAGCUCCAUGUCGUCCUUUUCACCUCUUUCCCUCGGGACCCCCGCACUCCACAGGACCCUAGUAGUGUCUUGAAGAAGAGUCGGAGGCGAGGGAGAGGAUGGACUCGGGCGCUGGGGCCAGAGCAGUUGCUGAGAGCCUGUGAAGCCAUCACUGUGGGGAAAGUGGACUUGAGCAGCUGGCGGGAGAAGAUUGCUCGGGAUGUGGCUGGGGCCACCUGGGGUAAUGGCUCCGGGGAGGAGGAGGAAGAAGAGGAUGGGCCAGCAGUCCUGGUGGAGCAGCAGACUGAUUCAGCGAUGGAGCCAACUGGCCCAACCCGGGAACGCUACAAGGAUGGGGUGGUGACCAUUGGUUGUGUGGGUUUCCCUAAUGUGGGAAAGUCCUCGCUGAUCAAUGGGCUGGUGGGGCGGAAAGUUGUGAGUGUCUCCAGAACCCCGGGCCAUACCCGAUACUUUCAGACCUACUUUCUUACCCCAUCCGUGAAGCUUUGUGACUGCCCGGGCCUCAUCUUUCCAUCCCUUCUGCCUAGGCAGUUGCAGGUUCUGGCAGGGAUCUACCCCAUUGCCCAGAUCCAAGAGCCCUAUACCGCUGUGGGCUACCUGGCCUCCCGAAUCCCCGUGCAGGCCCUGCUCCACCUGCGCCACCCAGAGGCUGAGGACCCCUCAAUGGAACACCCCUGGUGUGCCUGGGACAUCUGUGAAGCCUGGGCAGAGAAACGUGGUUACAAGACAGCCAAGGCCGCUCGGAAUGAUGUGUACAGAGCAGCCAAUAGUCUCUUGCGGCUGGCAGUGGACGGCCGCCUCAGCCUGUGUUUUCAUCCCCCAGGCUACAGUGAACAGAAAGGCACCUGGGAGUCCCAUCCAGAGACCACGGAGCUGGUGGUUUUGCAGGGCAGGGUGGGGCCAGCAGGUGACGAGGAGGAGGAGGAAGAGGAAGAGCUGAGCAGCUCCUGUGAGGAGGAGGGAGAGGAGGACCGGGAUGCGGAUGAGGAGGGAGAAGGGGAUGAGGACACCCCAACCUCAGCUCCAGGGUCCAGCCUGGCUGGCCGAAACCCUUAUGCCCUGCUGGGUGAGGAUGAGUGCUGAGUUCCUUGCCCAGUGCCAUCUUUCCACCCAAUAUCUUUGCUUUUGGACUGACCUGGGGGUAACUCCCCUCUGCUGCCCCACUUGUGAAUAAAGAUUGUUUGCUUUGUAGCCCCUUCCCCAGAUGAACUGAGGUGAGAGCGGCUGUUCCAGGCUAACAGCUGUGGGAGGCUUCUCUCCUCAUCUCCCUUCUUUUUUCAUGCAUUCUCUUUACAAGGGAAAGUUCUUUUAGGAGUUUAUUUAGUAGGUUCUCAGUCUCUGAAACCUGCUUCCUCUACCCACUCUCCCACUCUGCACCUUAGGAAUCCCAUUAUCUACAUGGGGAGGGGAGAUUAACUCCAGUUCCUUUUGGAGUUUGUUCCAUUCUCUGAUUUGAGCAGCAGCCCUGUGUGCCCCCUCCUGCCAGACCUGGUCAUUCCAGGAGCUUCUGUGAGAAGGAACAUUAAGAGAGGAGGUGUCCCAAGCUGAUGUCUCUAAGUGAGAUUUUUACAGGAAUCGUUCAAAUUCAGCAAAUAUUUAUUGAGGGUCUAUUGUGUGUCUUGACCGAGCAUAUAAGGAUGUACCACCAGAGCCUAACCUAAAUUUGCAGCCUGGCCAUGAUCAAAACCCCAUCUUCAGGCACCAAGGUUUUUGGUUAAGAAGGGUGAAUGAUGUUCUCCAAAUCCUGGGGGUUUAUGCAGUAUAAUUCUAGGACUUCGUGUUAAUAUAAAUUCUUAGUUAGGGCAAAACACUUGUGAAUAUCUUGAUUAAAUGUGUACGAGUAGAGUUUUAA